UGACAUAAAGUCCAUUUUUCUCUGGACUGAGGUCGGGCCAAUUUGAGAUCUCACCAUUGUACGAUAUGUGGUUCCAAUCCAAUCCACUCUCCGCCUCGCCAUCCACCAGCCUAGUCCAUACCAGUCCAUUCUGUUACCCCGGCCUCGCGAAUCCAUCCACGACUGUAUGAACGUCGAGGGACAGACAGUCACGCCUUCGUCCCCUUCCUUUUCUUUGGGUUGGCAUUACGUUCGUCCGUCCUCCUUGCUUCCCUCUACCUCUUGAGAGCCUUCUGCUCUUGUCUGCUACGUCUCUGGAUCUCUGUGUCUUGCUUUGGUUCGAUUCUUGGUUGGAUCGACAUUGAGUGUGGAGUGUGGAGUGUGGACUUCUGGUCGAUCGGUCGGUGAUGUCCAAGAGCCGCUACGAAAAUUACCAACGUACCACGGUCAGCGGUCACGGUCAGCAUCAAGAUAUCUGAGAUUUUGAUCAAAAGGAGGAUACAAAACUGUGAGUGGAAGGUGACUGUGAGAUCUGCCGCGAAUCACGCCUCUAAGCACCAUUUCCGCAGUGGGAGGGUGUCUCCCUCAUUCAUAACUUAUUAUUUCAAACUCAGCCUUAGCCGUGUUGAUCAGAGCGGGCGGUGCUUGCCGUGGUGCCAGAGCGCCCACCCCGUCCAGGGGUUCACUGAGACAGGAUAUUGAUUGACACGUUGAGUCUUGCUUGGUAAACCAUGUCGAACAUCGCGCAGCAACGCAUUCAACGCGAGUUUCGCGAAGUGGUCAAGAGUGACGAGGUUGCCAAGUCGGGUAUUGAGCUAGCCUUAGCGCACGACGACCUCACCGAGUUAGUUGGCACCAUCAAAGGACCGCCGGACACGCCCUAUGAAGGUGGCACUUACCAGCUCGAGAUCCGUAUUCCCGAUACUUAUCCGUUCAACCCACCCAAAGUGCGGUUUGUCACCAAGAUUUGGCACCCCAACAUUUCUUCUGUGACUGGUGCCAUUUGUUUGGACAUCCUCAAAGACCAGUGGGCCGCGGCCAUGACUUUGCGAACUGUGUUACUCUCGCUACAGGCUCUGCUGGCCGCCCCGGAACCCGAUGACCCACAGGAUGCUGUGGUGGCGCGUCAGUUUAGCGCCGACUACAAGACCUUCUUCAAGACGGCUCAGCAUUGGGCCUCGGUCUUUGCCGGGGCUCCGCACGAGCAUCCUGAUUUCGAUCGCUUGCUCACUAAACUGAAAGAUAUGGGCGUGGACGAAAGCUCUGCCCGUGUGGCCCUGUCUUCCUGCGGCUGGGACAUUCAUCGGGCCACUGAGCAACUCUUCAAUUGAUCAACAAUAUCAUUAUCCUGGCUCCCAUUCCGUUAAAGUCUGAAUGAGUAGCUUUCGUACCCUUGGCAUCACACUGACAGACCCACUAAAAAUAUCGCGUGAAAUUCUUAAAUAUAGUUUAUAUGCCGCUAGUCCAGGCCAGACUCUUAACGUAGUUUGUGAUAUCUGGCUUAAUGGUCUACUGACACUUUAUGUUCCACUAG
Tigriopus californicus is the source of this 1513-nucleotide messenger RNA. RefSeq names its product ubiquitin-conjugating enzyme E2-22 kDa-like (gene Ubc4). Gene Ontology annotation, molecular function: ubiquitin conjugating enzyme activity; protein binding. Gene Ontology annotation, cellular component: nucleus. The transcript has a single exon. Bases 711 to 1310 code for a protein of 199 amino acids. The record is from RefSeq and is a predicted model, not a curated record. Lineage: Eukaryota; Metazoa; Arthropoda; Copepoda; Harpacticoida; Harpacticidae. Gene Ontology annotation, biological process: protein polyubiquitination; proteasome-mediated ubiquitin-dependent protein catabolic process.